CUACCGCGGCGACGACAGCUGGGUUCUGCGGUGUGUAGUGAGAGGCAAGUAGCUCGCCACCCUGUGCUGAGUUCUGGAUAGUAUCCGGCCCACUACUAGUGUAUCCUGAAUGAAUAGAAUGAUAGUAAUUGUUAUUGAAUAUGGGGCAUUAGCACUAGAUUUUCCACACAUUGACAAGAGUGCGAGAAUACAGUGAAUAUCUUCGGUCCAAAACUGUUGUGAGAUGUAUGAACAAGGAUCAUCAUAUAAGGCAUAAAUAGAGGUUGAAAUUACUUUUUGUUUAUUCAAAUGCUCAAACACCGAAUACACCACCCAAAGAUUGGGCAAGAACCGCUAAUAUUUACACAUAUCUCCAACCGGCGCCCCCAAAAAUGAACUUCGAGCAUAGAAAUUCGCCUUUAUAUCUGAAGUGGUUCUUGCUGUGAGGGAUAUGACCGGAGGGAGCCCGACCUGACCGGAUGUAGAGGGUAGCCGGCAUGGGCAGACGAUGCCACCAGAGCAACUGGUCUGUUAGGAACCUCUGCCAUGUCUUCUACAACAACACUCUACUGCUGCUUUACUUCUUCAGUUUGAGUCACUUGAGUGGCGGGAAGACGCUGACGAGGAUAGUCCAUACCAAAUAUGGUCGACUGCAAGGCUUCCUCCGGCCUUUGCCACCACCCUUGAAGCCCUUAGAAGUAUUCUUAGGUGUGCCGUACGCCACGCCACCCGUGGGGGUCAACAGGUUCAGUCCUACAAGAACCCCGAGCCCCUGGGCGGGCGUGAGGCUGGCCGACAACUUCAGCCCCGUCUGUCCUCAGCAUCUUCCUCGUCUCGACAACGAAACCCUGGAGAACAUGCCACGCCAACGACUUGAGAUGAUCCGUAGACUCUUUCCUCUACUGAAGAACUACAGCGAGGACUGUCUGUACCUCAACAUCUACUCUCCCUUACAAGAGGGUGAGAUCCAGGCAAAGUUUCCGGUCAUGGUUUUUAUACACGGAGGAUCGUACUUGUGGAACAGUGGCAACAUAUACGAUGCUGGGGUUCUCGCAAGCUACUCUCAACUGGUCGUCGUUACCUUGAACUACCGAUUGGGCGUACUAGGGUUCCUGAAUGCUAACAUAGCGCCAUACUCAUCUGCACGGGUGGCUAACUACGGGCUGAUGGAUCAGGUCGCGGCUUUACACUGGAUACAGCAGAACAUCGCGCUAUUCGGUGGUGACCCGGACAACGUGACUCUCCUCGGACAUGGAACUGGUGCCGCCUGCAUUCAAUUUCUUAUCAUGUCUCCCACUGUAAUGCCAGGUCUCUUCCACCGAGCUGUCCUUCUGUCAGGGUCGGCACUGAGCAGCUGGUCGCUAGUAGAAGAUCCUGUCUACUGGGCGGUGCGACUGGCGCGCCAGUUCGGCUGUCCAGUGCCAGAUGACUUACUCUCUCACCACGAGAACAUCGUGGACUGUUUGAGGGAGGUUCCGCUGGCAGCACUCAUGAAAGCGGAUAUUCAGCCCCCGGCCCACCUAAGUUCCUUCGGGCCCAGCGUGGACGGGGUCGUCAUCAAACAUAACUUCCGAAAAGACAUUCUUACCCACGGUGAUCUGACAAGUGGUAGGCGUUCAGGUGAUACCCCCUUCAAUAGCUAUGACUUACUGUUCGGGCUCGUCUCAAAUGAAGUGCUCUCCCGAUUCUCUCUCCGCGAUCUCCAAGCCGGCUUUGACACCCAAAGACGUGACAAAAUCCUGAGGACGUUUAUACGUAACUCGUACACUUAUCACUUGUCCGAAAUAUUUUACGCUGUGGUGAACGAGUAUACGGACUGGGACCGGAGUGUAAACCCUCUCGCUGUUUUAGAAUCCACAGUGGCAGCCCUCAGUGAUGCUCUGUAUAACGCGCCUCUCCUGCAGACCGGGGAUAUGCUCAGCACCCCUCCCCUUCCUUCCGGCCUGCUUUCUCCUUCCAGGACUAAGACCUACUUCUUCGUCUUUGACUAUCAAGGGAAAAGCGACGAGUUUCCACAGAUAGGUGGAGUGAUGCACGGUGAGGAGUUACCCUACAUUUUUGGGGCACCCUUGGUUAGCACUGUGAGACCGUUUCGUUCUAACUACACAAGCUACCAGGUGGCGCUCUCAGAGUCAUUGAUGUUAUUUUUCGGUAAUUUCGUCAGAUCUGGGGACCCAAACGAAUAUGAGAGUGAGAAUCACUUCUUGUCUGUGACUAAGGAGAGGAACCGCUACAGAGCUCUGACCUGGGAGGAAUACGAUAUUUCACACCAACGUUACCUAGAGAUAGGUGUGAGACCUAGGGUGAAGAACCACUACAGAGCUCACCAACUCUCGCUGUGGUUGAGGCUGAUCCCAGAGUUACACAGAGCGGGGGCCACGAGCUCCACGUCACGGCACAAUCAGUUCCCGCAGCACGACAGUCCGGAGUUGUACGAGGGAGUGGUGCGGCCCGAUCCCCUUCGAACCGCAGACAACCAAUCCCCGGGGACCACAGUGGCCCUGGAGCCCCCCACCACGCUGGAGCCCCCGACAACCACGUGUGUCAGUGCGGACCCCUUGCAGACGCUCCCACACAACGGGACGGAGCCUCUGGCCAACUACGAGAUCGUCGGGUACGGUGCGUACUCCACCGCGCUCACCGUCACCAUCGCUAUAGGCUGCUCCCUGCUGGUGCUCAACGUUCUCAUAUUCGCCAAAGUGUACCACAAGAAGGACAGGAGUAAAGUGGAAAAGAAAGCGCCUUUCGAGGAGAAUAAACUAUUACCGUCUGCCAGUGUCAUCGUGGACAUGGAGCGCGAGUCGAUGCUGCUCUCGGGGUCUUCUCAGCACUCUCUGUGUCAUCAUCUUACCAACAAUAUCCACAAGAGUGCUGAGAACCCGCCCAACGGCUCGGUCCACCAGUACAUGGCCUUGACUCGAGCACAGCCUGACACCCCCCACCCACUCCCAUCAACAGGGUCGUUUAAAGUUCCUUCGGCCGCCAUCAAUGAAAUGAGGGUAUGAUGUUUUACCAACGUUCGGUCAUAUUUUAAUACUAGUUAUUUUUUUGUGAAAUUAUGACAUUGUUAAUUAUAAUUAAAAGUUUUAUAAACUAUUCCGUUUUUG
Molecule: messenger RNA, 3086 nt
Organism: Homalodisca vitripennis (glassy-winged sharpshooter)
Lineage: Eukaryota; Metazoa; Arthropoda; Insecta; Hemiptera; Cicadellidae
Product: neuroligin-4, Y-linked-like
Exons: 9
Coding region: 477-2984 (835 amino acids)
Biological process (GO): synaptic vesicle endocytosis; postsynaptic membrane assembly; chemical synaptic transmission
Cellular component (GO): synapse; cell surface; postsynaptic membrane
Molecular function (GO): signaling receptor activity; neurexin family protein binding
Source: RefSeq, a predicted model, not a curated record